This is a messenger RNA of Zymoseptoria tritici IPO323, 516 nucleotides long. RefSeq lists its product as uncharacterized. The record is from RefSeq and is a predicted model, not a curated record. The transcript is spliced from 4 exons. Bases 1 to 516 code for a protein of 171 amino acids. Lineage: Eukaryota; Fungi; Ascomycota; Dothideomycetes; Mycosphaerellales; Mycosphaerellaceae.
AUGUGGAAGCAGGCCUGCUUUGGUCUGCUUUGCUUUCUCGAGGUGGUUUUUGAUCUGGUGCUGGGCUUAGUGGUGGUGGAGCUGUUGCAGUUCGCGGAGGUCGCUGUGCUGAGAGCACGAGAUCGGGUUUCCAUCAUGUUCUUCUCUGGCAAUGACCUUCUAUACUUGCUCGAGAUGAUGCCAUCCCUCCAAGACGAUGCUCGCUACAAUGGAUCGGCACGAUGCGGCACUUCCAGUUUGGCUACGGUUGUUGCUGGCAGGCAUGACCUGACCUGGGGUGGAUGGCUUUGCGGCAGGAGAGGACAUUCCCGCGGACAGCUUGGUAUAAUAGACGCCAUCUCCCCGUGUCCUAAGUUCCUUGUCGAUCGCGGCAUCGGCGUCGUCAUCUUCGCAGGGACUGGACAUGCCUCUCUCAUUGAGCGCAAGACACUCAUCCUCAAUAGCUGCCGCAGUCUGAGCUUGGACGACUUCCAGCACGGCCCCAAUUCUUUCCUGGUCUCGACUGCAGGCUGCUAA